This is a messenger RNA of Phaethon lepturus (White-tailed tropicbird), 455 nucleotides long. It is a transcript of the gene COMMD2, whose product is annotated as COMM domain containing 2. NCBI's taxonomy places the organism in Eukaryota, Metazoa, Chordata, Aves, Phaethontiformes, Phaethontidae. The record is from RefSeq and is a predicted model, not a curated record. The annotation marks the transcript as partial. The transcript is spliced from 3 exons.
GAAAACUUAACAUCGGUGUUGACACGAUUCAGCACGGGGUAGAAGGACUAAUGUACCUCCUUACUGAAAGCUCCAAGCUUAUGAUUUCUGAGAUAGACUUCCAAGAUUCCAUUCAUGUUCUGGGAUUCUCAGAUGAAUUGAACAAAUUAUUGCUGCAGCUGUACCUUGAUAACAGGAAAGAGAUCAGAAGCAUCCUUAGUGAGCUGGCACCAAAGCUUCCCAGCUAUCACAGUCUUGAAUGGAGACUGGAUGUGCAGCUUGCAAGCAGAAGUUUGAGACAACAGAUUAAGCCUGCUGUGACUAUAAAGCUACAUCUUAAUCAGAAUGAAGAUCAAACUGCCCAAGUGUUGCAAACGGACCCUUCUACCCUCCUCCACCUAAUUCAGCAACUGGAACAAGCGUUAGGGGAAAUGAAAACCAACCAUUGCAGGCGAAUAGUGCGCAACAUGAAGUAA